AUGGUCCGCUCUCGACAUUAUCUCAUCCUACUAUUUUUAAGCCUCAUUAAAACAGCUGCUUCACUGGAAUUAAGCUUCCCCAACUUUACAACCUACGAUGACCGACUUCAAUUAACCAGAGUAUCAAUCAUCCUGGGAUCUGUCUACGGUUUAAGCCUCUUCCUCCAGUUGAUCUUCCCAUGUCUACCCCUGAAGCUACUGAUCAUCAUGGCGGCAAUCAUUCUGAACCUAAUCACCUACUACGCCUUCCACAAUCACCAUUUCUUCUGUUUUUCAACUAAGAGCAAUCAACACCUGGUGGCACCAGCAGCUUAUAUGAUCUACUACCUCCCGGUACACAUCGCAAGCGUGUGUUUCCAAUGUGAUAAAAGUCAAUUCCAAAAAGUGCUACCUUAUGCCUUUGUUACCUCUGUACUGAUUAUUUGUACUGGUAUAUUGAACGGGUAUAUACUAUUCAUGCUAACACCUUUAAACUGGUCAUACUUCCGGAUGUAUAUUUUUGGAGUGUCCACGUGCUCCAGUCAACCAGACCCACUUUCCUACUCAUUGAAGAACAAAAGUUUCAUUAAGUUGAACCGGUUAUCCAAAGGAGAAUAUAUUGGUACCAUGUUACUCUGUAUGACAAUUGUGGAAAUGUAUAUUGAUGGUAAGAUUGGCGGUUGGAACAGUUUACUGGUAUUUGUCACUGUGGAGACUGUGUUGGCAAUGGCUAUGGGUCUCAUUGUUGGUUGCAUAUUUGCCUGUACACUUGGUUUGACCAAUGAUGAUGCCAAGAGCUGCUUUUUGAUCAUUAUGUGUAGUAUGGUAUGUGUAUACUACGCUGCGAUCUGCAUUGGUGCUUCACCAUACGUUGCUGUGUUCAGUAUGGUCCUACCAUUGUACAGAUACAAAAAUUUCUUCUCCCAAGAUGCAAAUGAAGCAAUCCAGGAGUUUUUCAACAUGUCCCACCUUUUGAUUGAUCUGUUAAUGUAUGCCUACUGCGUGCAUCUUGCUAUUUUCAUCCUGAUGCAUGAGAAGAACUUCAAUAACGUCAGAAUCAGUUAUUCUAUCUUCGGAUUUUGUUGUAUGUUCUUCUCAAGAAGUUUGAUUUAUCUGUGUUUGUCCCCGGUGAUUAAAAGAAUGUCCAUGUCUUUGGAUACUGUUGUUAUUGUGGUCAAUGCUUGGGCUACCAUCACUUCAAAUGUGGCGUUUGUGAUAAGUUUUAUGUUUUACUUCCAAGAGAAAACCAAAGAAUUUGGUGUGAUUAUUCUGUGUCAAGUCUGCUUUAGUGCUGUGUGUACAAACAUCAUCAAUCCAGUGGCGUUGGAAUUCUUGCGAAGAAAUAAAUUCUCUAGUAAUUUCACUACAGAUCAAGCAGCUAAUAUUCAUACAUGUUUACAUGAAAUAAGAUCUUUGAGAGUGAAAUAUAUCUACAUGUGGAAAAUGAAGGGAAUUAUGACUGAUGCAAGAUGGGAUAUGAUUAAAAACUUUACUAAUAUUUUUCAUACAUCUAAACGCGAUUCAAUUGGAGACUUAAUGUUGAAGAAGAAUGUAACAUGUCCUGAUUGUGGAAGAGAGAUUCAAGUACAACAACCGAUCAAAGACGUUUCGGAUUUCGCUAAAUUAUCAAGAAAAUUGAUAAAAAACCAAAUGAAAACAAUUUUGACGCGUCGUCAUCAAUUUGGUGUAAUUUCCACGGCAGCCAUGAAGAAAUGCAUGAAAACUGUUGAGAGAUGUUUGACAUUUGACAAACACAUUCAACAUGAACUAUUUCAGCCUUAUAUGAACCUAGGGUGUGUCAAAGGGAAAAUUUACCAAUGGGAACAACAUAUUUUCAGCAAAUAUGAAUUUCUAAAACGCGUUCCUCGCAAACCAACAAGAGCACUUUAUUAUAAAUUUGUGAGAUCUACAUCCUUUACCUAUGUAGUUUUCAGUUUAACAAUCUACUCCGUGACAAUGUUAAUCCUGUCAAUGUUCAUCACUUCUCUUCACUCAGUCUAUUUCUAUACAGUUAUGAGUUUAUCAAAAGUUUAUAUCUUUGUGAUGAUUUUUCAGAUGUAUAUCUUUAUUUAUAUCUAUUCGGUGUUUUCAUGUCGUCAGGGGGCAAAGUGUUACUUCAAAUCAACCUGGCACUGCAUAGAAUCAUUUUCAUUACUGUUUUCUUUGAUUGAUCUCGUUCUUAUUCUAGUAUUGUAUGCUUUAAAUGAUAUCGACACUUGGCACACGUAUAAAUACGUCAGAUUAAUACAACUUGUUGAAGUACUUUCUGCUUUUAAGACUUCAAUGCCCAAAAUUAUCUAUAGUAUGGAAGAUAGUUUGGUAGGGCGUAUUUCAUUGGGUUAUGAAGUAUCUAAAGCUAUCUACGAUGCUUAUUCAGAGUUGGAAUUAAGUAUGGACUUCAUUUUUGAUGAUAAUGUUCGUAUGGCUUCCGAGUGUGAAAAGUGGGUGCGUGAAGAUAAGCAUCAGUUGUUUGAGAUUUUUACACAUUUUCAAUAUAAUUAUCCAAAUAUUACUCGGAGUGUGAAGACUAAACAAGCAAUGAAUGCUACCAUGACUGUUUUGGGUCUGACAUUAAAAGAAAUCAGAGCUUCUGGUUAUGUGGACGCAAAAGAAUAUAAUACUAUGAAGAUGCAGCUUAGAAGUUGUGAGAAACGUGGUAAACAACUCGAGAAAACGUGGCAGCAAAUUAGUCCCAAAGAUAUCUUUCGAAAUGUGUUUUGGGUCAGUCUUACACAAAUUGAAAUGCAAGAUUAUUUGCUAUCAGUGUGUACUUUGAAGACACUAGAAACAGGAGAAGUUCUUUGUAGUACAGGAGAUCAUUUAGAUGGAGUUUAUAUUAUACUAUCAGGAAUGUUAAAAUUGGACUACAACCCAUCUCCAGAAAUAAUUAAUAAUCUGUUAAAACAUGGACUUAUUCCAGUUUUUAAAUACUGCGAAUCGCUGCAAUUUUUCGAUCAAGUUGAACAUAUCCUCGUGGUGGGUAACAGUGUUGGUGAAAUGGCAAUCGCCACAAAUCGACAGAUUGAUAUCACUGUCACUGCUUGCAAACCAACUAAACUAUAUUAUGUCAACAAAGAAAGUAUACACACAGCUGAAGUAUUCCGUCGUGACCCGAUUAAUGGACUAAUAGCGCAGAUGUGGAAGAUGACUUGCUUUAAUAUCUCGACGGCCAUUUUGAAAUCACUGCCUAAAUAUGAAUUCUAUACGCAGCAUGAUAUCAAAUUGAAAGUUGAAGGAUCUUUUGUUCCUGAUUUAUCCAACUACAAAGUGUUUACGUUUUUGGACGCAAUUGAUGAUUUGAUACUGUUGCAUGGUAUUAUUAAAGAUUACCAUAGCAGUAUGUAUUAUGUGGCACCAUGUUACAUACCAAGGUCUGUAAUUAAGUUCUACAUGCAUCAGACGAACAUAAGCUACGAGUUAGCACCGAUGGAGUUUGUUGAAAGCAAGUUGAUGAUUAUUCCAAUGCAAGAUAUUGAUAAAUAUGCAGUGAUGAAGUUGGAGAAUCAAGUUGCUGAGUUGUAUUCUACGAAAAUAAAAGAUAUACAAUUUGCUGCCGAUGAGGGAGAAAUAAAAUUACAGGAAACCGGAAUGCAAUUGGCUGGACUUGCCGCCAUGAAGUCAGUGACCCAAGGAUCUCAUCUUACGAAGUUUAUCAAUUUGAAGAAAUAAGUUGCAAAUUGCACCAAAUAAGUACACAGAACAAGGAUUACGUGGAAUAAGUAUUUCCGGAUUUUAUUUUCUUACAAAAUUACAAACAUGUAACGAACUUACUUUACUUACCUAACAGACUCAGAUUCAACGAUUUACGCAACUGCGCUCAUUUUAUGUUGACACACCUCAGCAGAAAUCCGCGUAGAUGUAUCAAUGUACUUGAUGAAUAACUCUUUCAACAAUACGUACUCCUUAAAAAUAAAAAUGUUUUCAACAAUAACAUAAUCACAUCAAAAUUAAACUGAAAAUGUAAUUGGAACAAA
Messenger RNA from Dalotia coriaria, 3953 nucleotides. RefSeq names its product sperm-specific sodium:proton exchanger-like. The transcript has 6 exons. The record is from RefSeq and is a predicted model, not a curated record. Lineage: Eukaryota; Metazoa; Arthropoda; Insecta; Coleoptera; Staphylinidae. Bases 1 to 3648 code for a protein of 1215 amino acids.